Messenger RNA from Drosophila grimshawi, 2232 nucleotides. RefSeq names its product homeobox protein B-H2 (gene B-H2). NCBI's taxonomy places the organism in Eukaryota, Metazoa, Arthropoda, Insecta, Diptera, Drosophilidae. The coding region runs from base 131 to 2077 and encodes 648 amino acids. Gene Ontology annotation, molecular function: RNA polymerase II transcription regulatory region sequence-specific DNA binding; DNA-binding transcription factor activity, RNA polymerase II-specific. Gene Ontology annotation, biological process: regulation of transcription by RNA polymerase II. The record is from RefSeq and is a predicted model, not a curated record. The transcript is spliced from 4 exons. Gene Ontology annotation, cellular component: nucleus.
UUGUUCUUGUUGUUGUUUGAUUAUUUUGAUUUUGUGCCGUCGGCAAAGGGGCUUUGAAAGGCUUUGGCCGAGAGCUCAGUGCGCGAGAUAGGCAAGUGGAGUGAAGAGAGGAGUCUGUGCCACCAUAUACAUGACCACAAUGCCACCGGAAAUGUCCACAACUACGGCAGCCGUUGGGGACACACCGGGUACCCUUACGCCAUCGCCAUCAUCCACGCAGACGCCACGUUCCCGUUUCAUGAUCACCGAUAUUUUGGCUGGCAGUGCUGCGGCUGCUGCGGCAGCUGCUGCCGCUGCCGCAGCGGCAAUGGCCGCCGCCGCCGGACGGAGCUCGGCGAGUCCAUCCGAAGAUUGCUAUGCACCGCCGCCGCCGCUGCAACACCAUCAGCACCAGCAGCAACAGCAACAGACGCAGCAGCAGCAACAGCAACAGACACAGCAGCAGCAACACCAACAGCAGCAGCAGGCUGCUCUGCAGCAUUAUUUGGCACAGCAGCAGCAGCUGUUGCGCUUUGAGCGUGAACGGGAGAGGGAGCGCGAGCGAGAGAGGGAACGGGAGCAAUACCAUCAUGUGGCGCCACUGCUUGCCCAUUUUCCGCCCAGCCACUAUGCGGUACUGCAGCAGCAACAGCAACAACAGCAGCAGCAGCAGCAUCCACACGCCCAUCUACAUCGGUUUGGGCGGCAGGCCGGUCGCGAAGGAUCGCCACCUCUGGCUAAGGAUUGCCAUGGAACAGCCCCAUGGACUACGCAACUCCCACAUUCGCAACAUCCGCUUGCCCAUCAUCCGCAUCCGCAUCCGCAUGCGCAUCCGCAUCAUCACCAGCUGCAACUGGAGCGGGAACGCCUCGAGGCGUUGCAUCGUCAUGGCGCCAAUGUGCCGCUUGGCACCGCUGCUACUGGCCACAACGAGAGCCAGGAUGAGCGCUCGCGUUCGCCGCUUGUGCUGCAUUCGCUGAGCGGCAACAGCAGCAGCAGCAACAACAACAACAACAACAAUAUAAGUGGGAGUAGCAACAGCAAUGGCAACAACAACAACAACAACAAUAACAACAACAGCAGCAGCAGCAAUAAUAACGGCAAUACAAGCGGAUUGCUGCUGGGCGGCACCGGGAGCAGCAUCAGCGGGGAUCAGGCGAGCACAAUUGACGACAGCGACAGCGAUGAUUGCGGUGGCAAGGACGAUGACGGCGAGGACAGCCUAAAGAAUGGCAACAGCGACUCCCAUUUGAGUAUGAGCCUGAGCAAGAAGCAGCGCAAGGCGCGCACCGCCUUCACGGAUCAUCAACUGCAGACCCUGGAAAAAUCGUUUGAGCGGCAGAAAUAUCUGAGUGUUCAGGAUCGCAUGGAGCUGGCCAAUAAACUGGAGCUGAGUGAUUGCCAGGUGAAGACCUGGUACCAGAAUCGCAGAACCAAAUGGAAGCGCCAAACGGCUGUUGGCCUGGAGCUGCUUGCCGAGGCUGGCAACUAUGCGGCGUUUCAGCGUCUGUACGGCAGUGCCACGCCCUACUUGAGCGCCUGGCCGUAUGCGGCAGCCGCCGCUGCCCAAUCGCCACACGGUGCACCUCCCUCGGCGAUUGAUAUUUAUUAUCGGCAAGCGGCCGCAGCCGCCGCGUUGCAGAAGCCAGCGCUGCCAGCGAGCUAUAUGUACCCCAGCCGGAUGCCGCCAGGCAUGGGUCUGCCGGGCAUGCCGCCACCGCCUGGUGGAGCGCCCAUGCUGGGCGGCUAUUAUGCGCCACCGUCGCUGCCACCACGUGAACGCUCACCGGCGACCAGCCAGAGCGCCAACAGCGAAGCGGAUUACGAGCGCAGCAGCAGCAGUCGACAGCGCUUGCAGACGCCAAGUCCGCCACUGAAUCCAGGUAGUCCGCCGCCUAGACGGGAGCAUGCGACAGAGGAGGCGACACCACAUCAAGAACAACAACCACCACCAUCACUGCCACUGACAGCAGUUGCGGCCAAAACGCUGGAACGCGGUGAGACUCCAACUGUCGGCGUGGAGGUGGACGAGGCUGAGGGUGAGGAGGAGGAGGAUGUUGAUGAUGAGGAUGAUGAGGAGUUGGCGCUGGAUGUAUGAGCGCCUUGUGUGCGUUAAGCUGGAUCUCAGACGGCGAUUACGACGGGACAAAGUGUGUGGACAAAGUGACUGAACUGAGAAGAUUUUGAGAUGACUCUCCUGGCAUCCAAGCACACAUUUUUAGUUGCCCCACGUAAAUGUCUCGCAUUAAACAA